AUGCGUCGUGUCAAAAUGAAUGUUAACCCCGACCUGGGUGACUUAGAAGAAAUGCUAGCUCACGUCCAGACGCAGAUCGAACAAGAAAUCGACAUGGAGAAGGAGAACAAAAUGCCCUCGCUAACAAGUGUCCAGGAAUCGCCAAAAAUGAAGAGGAACGGUUCCUUCAAUCAAACAGAAGCUCUGGAGUACAGACGUCCACCUAGACCCAACGGUCACCGAUACAACGAUUCUGGACCCCAAUCCCUCGAAUACAGAAAUGGUGAUUAUCAAGCGAAUGGAUUCAAAGGAUCUCAGUCCAGCUUGAAAUCUGCAGACGAGGGUUCGCAGGUGUCCUUUCAGUCGUUCAGAUCGGAGCCAGUGCAGAGGCACUCAGUUUUGAGUCUACCUGAUAAAAGGGACUCCGCUUCCUUGAAUGGAAGGUCGAAGACGGCGACGUUGCCUCGUGGAUAUGGUUCCAGCAAGGAGAAAAAUUGGGAGGAGUAUUGGUCACAUGAGCAGUCGAUAAGCAGCGCGCGCGCAUCGGUGAUGGUGUACGAUGACGCGCUCAAGCGUUGGAUCCCGUCAGGAUCUAGCUCUGGCCUCUCCAAAGUCCACAUCUACCAUCACACACAGCAUAACACCUUCAGGGUCGUAGGAAGGAAGCUCAAUGAUCAUGAGGUCGUGAUAAACUGCGGUAUAGUCCGUGGACUUAAGUACAAUCAGGCGACAGCUACGUUCCACCAGUGGAGAGACGCAAGACACGUCUACGGUUUGAACUUCUCCUGUAGAGAAGAUGCGGACAGCUUCGCGAGGGCCAUGAUGCAUACUCUGGAGGUGCUUGCAAACAAAGCCAGCAAUAACACCGCUCCACCACCGCCGCAGCCCCUGAAUCCGCCCGGCCCGUACAACGGUCACAACAACACACACUACGACGAAGAUAUGGGGUACAGAACAAUGACACGCGAAGACGCCGCUAUGCUCCAGCAGCCACAGUACCAUGCGCCUCAUCACCAACAACAUCAACAAAUUCCACCGCAACAUCAACAGAUGCCGCCGCAACAUCAACAAAUCCCACAUCAACCGCCGGUGCCGGUACAACAUCAACAAAUUCAGCACCAGCCCAUGACGCCGCAACACCAAAUCGCCCCACACCAACAGAUUCCUGUUCAACACCAACAGAUUCCGCCGCAACAUCAACAGAUUAAUCAACAUCAACCGAUACCACCGCCGAGUCAAUAUCACGCCCCGCAUCAUCACCAUACGGUGGGACAGUCGAGUGGUCAAACUGCGCCCACGCCGCCCCCCCACGGUGUGCACACAUUACCCCACGCUCCUCAUGCGCCACCGCCGCCUACCACACUCGCACCACCGCACCAAAGUGCCCCUAUGCCCCCAAAUAUGACGCUGGCCCCAGCAAGUGUAGUGACAGGACCGCCCCCUGUUCCGCCCCACCAGAACCUACCGGCACCGCCAAAUGGCCCCAUUGCCCCACCGACGCCACCAGCUGCGCCGCAGCCGCCCCCUAUGCAGCAAGCUCCACCUGCGCCCCCAGCACCGCCACAACCCGCUGCCCCGGCACCACCGCCACCUCCCCCGCCCCCCGGAGGAGCCGUCAGCUCCCCACCUCCGCCACCCCCUCAGCCGCCGGCUGCUGAUCCCACCGGCCUCGCUGCUCAACUACAGCAGGCGAGACUUAAAAGACAGGCAAAGCAAGUCAAUACUGAGGUGGCUUCCCCUCCUGGGGGCAACAGCGGCGGUUCUGCCGGCAGCGGCACUGACCACUCCUCCUCAUCAUCAGGUCGCGCCAGUCUGCAUUGCAUGAUGCAUGAAAUGCAACGGACGCUGGCCAGGCGGCGUGCGCAUUUGGACAAAGCAGAGGAGUCAUCCGCUGAUAAUUCAGUAAAUUCGACACCGAUGAAGAGUUGGGAGCGAUCGGCGACGUUGCCGCACCGUCUGCCAGCCGCAUGUAAUGGCAACACUCCGAGUGCCGAGUCUCCCGCGCAGCAACAGGCGCAGUCGCCGCGAUCAGUCCGCAAACGAUUUGGUUCGGCUAGCGAAGAAACUAUCCUCAAGCAAGUGAACGGAGGCACGGAGGGAGGGUGCGUCUCAGCUGCCGAAUGGGAGGGUUUCAAACAGGAGCUGAUGCGCGAAGUAAAGACGCAGCUGACGCAAAUGAAACGGGAGAUUCUUGACGCGAUGAAAGCGGAAUUCGCUCGCAGAUAA
Molecule: messenger RNA, 2205 nt
Organism: Leptosia nina
Lineage: Eukaryota; Metazoa; Arthropoda; Insecta; Lepidoptera; Pieridae
Source: the annotation of a GenBank genome assembly